Messenger RNA from Mycetomoellerius zeteki, 744 nucleotides. RefSeq lists its product as uncharacterized. The record is from RefSeq and is a predicted model, not a curated record. Lineage: Eukaryota; Metazoa; Arthropoda; Insecta; Hymenoptera; Formicidae. The transcript has a single exon. Bases 1 to 744 code for a protein of 247 amino acids.
AUGACCGAUGCUACCAUUAGAAGAAACGCGGCCAAGCUGCAAAGGCAGCUGGCAUUGAGAAUGAUUAGGGGUUACAGAAUGAUAUCACAUGAGACGGCACUGUUACUGGCGCGUAUGGUGCUGUUCGAUCUUACUGCCGAUCGCCUUAGGCGAUCGUAUUUGAGGCGACGGGCGUGUCUAAGGCAGCACGGAUUCGUGGCUCCUAAAAUCAUGGAUAGGAUCCGAGAAGAGGAGAUUAAAAGAUCGAUCGAUAGGUGGCGAAAUAGGUACGAGAAACUACCUCGUGGUGCGCCGGGAGCCGCGGUGCGGGAGGCGCUUGUCGGCCGACUGCACGAAUGGAUGGCGAGAGCUCACGGUGGCCUCACGUUUCGUAUGACUCAGGUGAUUACGGGACAUGGAUGUUUUGAAGUGUAUUUAUCUGAGAUAAAUAAGGCAGAAACACCGAUCUGUCAACACUGUAUGGCGGCGCGGGAUAACGCGGUGCACACCCUCCUCCACUUAUGGGCAGUGGAGAGAAGGAAUUUAUUCGUGGCUCUCGGUCUGGAUUUAUAUUUAGACCGAGAGUACACCCGGGCGAUCGGGGCCAUCGUGGGCUCCGCCAGUGCGUGGACAGCAUUCGCGAAUUAUUGCGAGAUAGUCAUAAGAAGAAAGGAGGAAGCGGAAAGGGAACACAAGGGGGUGAGGAGGAUUCGUAAAGAACUUCGACCCGAUCCACCCCCUCCCCCACCGGGAUCCUCCGACUAG